AUGCAGCCGAGGUCGAGAUCUGUGCGCCAUGCACUGAAAACGAAGGAUGACCUGGAGAAGGAGCGGCUACGCCAUCGCUCCGGGGGCUUCUUCCGUUAUGAGAAUCGCGACAAUCCUAUCGAUGUCGUUCUCAACUGCCCUGGUUACUGCGGACCUCGAGAAAGGAUGACUGCCGGACCUCACUGCGAGGAGGUGAACUACGCGGAGCGCGAGCAUGCCAAGGUAGUUCGAGACGAGCUCACAGAGGCCCGCCGCAAAGGCAAGUACGACAGGGAGGAGCACAGAUGGCGAUGCAUUGCCAAUGCAGACCAGGCAGAUGUGGACCGAGUUUCGCGCAUGCAGCAUGAUCCCAUGAUGGGAAGGAAGAACGUUUCAGGCCAGCCUUUCAACAUCGUAAACCAUGGCUAUGACAGGACUCCCGCUGGGGCUCAGCUGGAGCACCACGACAACAUGAUCCGGUAUCGCUCCAGGGUGCGGGAGGCUGCAUUGGCCAUGCGAAAUCACUUGGGGUUCAAUCCCAUCAUCGGGGAGCAGCUUCGACCUCAGCGGUACAGCUUAGCACCCACAUCAGUGCGAAGAGGCUAUCUGUGGCUAGAGCCGGACUACGGGGCCGCGCAAGAUGGUGCAAAACUGACUGUUGGGAACAUCGAUGAACAUCGCAUCACAGCAGCCAUGACUGCAGUCAGCAAGGCCGAUUCCAUUCUGCAGAUGCAAGAUGAGCUGCUCUCAGCACUUUUCAAGCGCCGCUCCGAUGUGGAUUCUGCAGGGCAGACCUGGGAAUCCAGGCCCGUGGAGUCCUCGGCAGACGCUGGAGCGUCACACCUUGCCGGUCUGACGUUCGAUGCGCCCUCAGCGCAGGAGUGGCUGAAGCAACUGGAGCCAUCGCCAGAAGAAGACCUAUUGGCAGAUGCCCUGGUUGAAGGACUCUCCGAGCGCCAGAAGGCGCAGCCGUCGCAUCUUCCCCGUGCCGUGAAGCCGGAGGAAUCCCAGCGCUUGAACGCCCUGGUCACGGAGCUAGCCUCCCUGCAAGAACAGUUUUCCAAGGAGCGAGAGCAACUUGGAGCAGAAAAGGAGGAGGUCCGGGCAAAGGCCAAAGACCUUGAGAGAAGAGAGGCAGAGCUGGAGGCUGAGAGAGAGGCUCAGAGAAAGCGGGAAGAGGCGAGAAGGAAUUAUCCGCAGCCUGCAUGGCUCGAGAAGGUUGAGGAUUGCAUCAACAUUGCAGUCGUGGGCAACUCUGGUGUCGGCAAGUCCCUUCUUAUCAACAGGCUGCGGAAGCUGCGGCCACAAGCAGAGGGAUGGGCUGCCGUUGGGGUGAACGAGACGACGAGAGUGCCCACCAUGUAUCCGUAUCCGAAUCAUCCACUGGUCCGCCUCUGGGACCUUCCGGGCGCUGGAACCGCGGCCGUCCCUGCUGAGACGUAUCUACAGGACAUGGGGCUGCGAUACUUCGACGAGGUGGUGGUGGUGACAGCUGGACGGUUCACCGAGAUGGAGGAGGCACUGCGCGGUGAACUGGAGCGCCACGGAGUCCCGUAUCGCAUGGUUCGGACCAAGGUGGAUCAGGACAUUGCCAACAACAAGGAGGACAACUUUGUGGAGAAGCAGGAGACUUUGAAGCAAAUCAGAGAGGACUUGGAGAAAACCCACAAAGUGGAAACAACAAGUCUUUACCUCGUGUCCUCCAGGGAUCAAGAUGACUUUGACAUGCAGCCCGCCCAGACUCUGAUCGCGACAGCAUGUUUCAUGCAAUCAGAGCUUUGCGCCAAGCCUGUCGUUUCACCGCCAUGGACAUUGAAGCCCAAGAAGUUCUCAAGCCAGCCCUUGCGCAUCGUGGCGGGCAAGGGCGCGAAAGUCUAUGAUGAUACGGGGAAGGAGUACCUUGAAGCCAUGGCCGGGCUGUGGUGCACAGCUCUCGGCUGGGGCCAUGAAGAGCUGGUGGAUGCGGCUACACGACAGAUGAGGAACUUGUCUUACUACCACUGCUUUGCAGGCAGGCAAGUUCCCAUCGCAGAGGAGCUCGCCGAGAAGCUAAUCAGCUUGGCUCCGGACACACUGCAGGGUGGCAAGGUGUUCUUCGGGAUGUCCGGCUCGGAUGCCAAUGAUACGCAGGUCCGGCUGCUCUGGCACUACAACACCGUCAGAGGUUUGCCACAGAAGCGAAAGAUUAUCGGGAGAGUCCAUGGUUACCAUGGGGUCACCGUUGCCAGUGGUUCCAUCACCGGACUCCCGCAUGUCCAUGCGCAGAUGGGGCUUCCGCUCGACUUUGUGCGGCACGUCAGCUGCCCUUCCUUCUAUCGCUAUGGCAAAGACGGCGAGUCGGAGGCCGACUUCGUGCGACGCCUGGCGACGGAGCUCGAGGAGCUCAUCCUCGCAGAGGGACCCGACCAGGUCGCCGCCUUCUUCGCUGAGCCCUUGCAAGGGGCCGGAGGUGUGAUCCUGCCGCAGCUUGCCGUGCACUGGACCCCUGCCGCAUUCGCCGUGUUUGUAGCGCUGCAGAGGCCCGCCGGUUACUUCCCGGCCAUGCGAGAGGUCUGCGACAGGUACGACGUCAUGAUGGUGGGUGACGAAGUCAUCACCGGCUUUGGCCGAACCGGCAAAAUGUGGGGCUGCACCGCCUUUCAGCAGACCGUGGAUUUGCUGAGCUGUGCCAAGCAGCUUACCUCGGGAUAUGUGCCACUCAGUGCUGCCAUCCUCCCGCGUUUCAUGUACGACGCGAUCGAAGCCUCCACGGAGCGACGAGGCGGAAACAGAAAGAGACUUCGCUUGCCUCGCUGCAUCGCCUUGGAGACAGGCGGAGUCUUCGGUCACGGCUACACCUACACCGGGCAUCCCGUGUCCUGUGCAGUUGCACUGAAGCUGCUCGAGAUUUACGAGCGGGAACAAUUGCUGGAGCAGCGGGUGGUGCAGCUAGCCCCUCAAUUCCAGAGGCACCCCUUGGUUGGCGAUGCUCGAGGGAUCGGCCUCAUCGGUGCAAUUGAGCUCGUGAAGGAGAAGGAAACCAAGCAGCCUUUCGAUGCCAGCCGCGCCAUGGCGGCCAAAGUCGUGCAGUUCGCUUUGGAACGUGGGCUCAUCGUCCGGGUGAGCUCUGCAGAGGUCGAUGAGAUCUUUGAUCGUUUGGAGGGCGCACUUUCAGAUGCUCUUCCGCUGAGGCCUCGUCUUCUGGCAGAUCUUUUUCCGGGCCUGAAGCGUCAGUUGGAUCCAGAUGCGCCUGUCUUCUGCCCUGCUGGCACUUCGCAAGCAGCACAGGUUCACAGUGCUCCAUCGGCUUGGACUGACGCAUGGGCUCUGCCGCCGGCGCUCUCUGUAGCACUCUCCGGCCUGCAGGGCGGUUGGUGCGACGCGUACCGCUGCAUGUACCUGGUGCAGAACGACCGCUGCCACAUCACUCUGAGUUCCGGUCAUCAUACAGUGGUACCGCUGUCACAAGAUACGCGCGCCGUGUGGUGGAUGCAGCGUUGGUACGUGGACGAGGAGGCCGUCCUCAAGGCCAGAAGAAAGGGAGAACUCCGAUGGAAGCCGACCAAUUCGCAAGAUCAACCUUUGGUGUGGUGGUACUACUGCCAAUAA
Molecule: messenger RNA, 3567 nt
Organism: Symbiodinium sp. CCMP2592
Lineage: Eukaryota; Dinophyceae; Suessiales; Symbiodiniaceae
Source: the annotation of a GenBank genome assembly